CUAUACUCUUUUGCAUUAAGCUUCUGAUUCCGGAGAUGAAUUCAUCUUCCGCUCUUGUUAUGACAACGUUUUAUUAACUACACCAUACAUGGAUGCUCUUAGUGAAACCUGGGUGGACUUUCUUGAUAAGUUUAACUCUUCAGAGACGUUUAUUGUAAUUACGAGUCGCUUUGGAACACCCCAUGUCCACAGACUUAACAAAGCCAAGUCCAUGUACAUAUUUGGUCAAAAUCAUCCUGUGAGGAAGUUUUCACUGUACAUAACUACAAAUCAAUAUUUUGAAUUUUUUGUCCUUUUGACUAUUUUAGUAAACUGUGUUUUUCUAGCACUGACAAAUCCACCGGAGGAGCCUGAAUAUGUUUUUGCAGCUAUUUAUACCAUUGAAAUGAUUUUGAAAAUAAUUUCUAAAGGAUUUGCGCUUCACAAAUAUGCUUACUUACGAGACCCUUGGAAUUGGUUAGAUUUUGUGGUUGUGAUUUUAGGGUAUGUAACACUCGCUCCUGGCGUGCUGGCAAAUCUGUCAGGGAUUAGGACGUUUCGCGUUUUUAGAGCCUUGCGGACAAUUUCAGCCGUGAAAGGGCUAAAAAUGAUGGUAAACACCCUCCUGGUUUCAAUGAAGAUGCUAUGGGAUGUACUCAUUCUCACUAUGUUCUUCAUUUGCAUUUACGCACUUGUCGGAAUGCAAGUGUUUGUGGGUGUACUAAGAAAUAAAUGCGCGGAGCCUGUGCCAGAAAAUCUUCAAAUUUCGUACAAGGAUUACGCAUCCAACUCAAAUGUGUGGAUACUUGAUCCCGAUGGACAGCCUAUCGUUUGCGGAAAUAUUUCUGGUGCGAUGCACUGCGCGGCCAAUCAGAGCUGUCUUUCUCACGCAGGCGCAAAUCCAAACUAUGGAUACACCAGCUUUGAUCACUUCGGCUGGGCUAUUAUGACGUCAUUUCAACUUGUUACCUUAGACUUCUGGGAAAAUGUGUACAAUAAUAUCCUAUUUGCCAUGGGUCCCUGGUCUUUAAUUUAUUUCCUAAGCAUUGUGUUGUUUGGCCGAUUUUAUCUCAUCAAUCUUGUUCUUGCUGUGGUGGCUGCAUCUUAUGAAAAUGAAGUGCAAAACUCUCGACAGGAUAAUGACAGCUUACGUCUCCAGCAGAAACAACAAGGCUCUUCUUUCUCACUGCGCAGCCGUAGAAGCAUUAUGAGUCUCGUGUACGGAGAACAAGAUGUGGUCCUGGACGAGUCAAUUCACCGAGCCAUGUUCGAUGUGGCAGCUUAUGAUAAAACUCAUGACUCGUUGGCUCUGACGCAGGCAGAAUCUGCAUCAGUUUUCCAAAUAAAUCAAAGUGAAAGAGACUCAAAGCAAACAAAAGUUAUGAAUAAAACUGCAGAGAAUAACAAUUCCGGUGAGAGUCAUGUUAAACCUCUUAAAAAGUGCUGCUCUUGCUGCGGAGCUGGAAUCUUGUUGAAGUGUGGUUUCUGGAGACCGUUCCGGAAACACGUAAAGCGGAUCGUGGAACAUAAAAUGUUUGAGGCUGGUAUCAUCAUCAUUAUUCUGAUCAACACGCUGUUUAUGUCCCUACAAUAUCAUGGAAUGAACGAGGAUUUGGCAUUAGCAGUUGAUAUUGUUAAUCUGGUUUGCACCUUCAUAUUUUUGAUGGAGAUGAUUCUGAAGUUGAUCGCUCUCAAGCCAAGUGGUUACAUCAAAAGCCGGUGGAAUAUUUUUGAUGGAGUUGUUGUUAUAAUUAGUCUCAUAGAUACGGUAUUAACUUUGUCAAACCUCAUCGACAACACAGGAACAAGUGUUCUAAGGUCUUUCAGAUUGGUCCGCAUUCUAAAGCUCGCUAAAUCCUGGAGUACGAUGUCCAGUCUUUUAGCCACCAUAGGUCAAAGUCUGGGAGCUCUUGCCAAUCUGUCCGUCAUAUUAGCCAUCAUCAUUUAUAUCUUCGCUGUGGUCGGAAUGCAGUUAUUUGGUUCAUCUUACACAGCGGAUAAAUUCGAUGGUGAAGUCCCUCGGUGGAGAUUUACAGAUUUCUGGCAUUCGUUUCUGUUAAUAUUUCGGAUUAUUUGCGGGGAGUGGAUUGAGCCUCUAUGGGACUGCAUGAGAGCUGCAGGACCCGCUUCUAUCAUACUCUUCAUACCAGCUUUUCUUUUAGGACACUUUAUUAUCCUUAAUCUUUUCUUGGCACUGCUACUGAGUUCGUUUGCUGGCCAAGCCUCGCUGUCUUCCGCUCGAGGAAACAAAAAGAACCGUAUCUUAGGUCGGCUGAGGAAAGUUGUAAUUGCAUCCAACUUUAUAAAAAGGAUGAAAUCCAAGGUGUGGCCCGCUCCGAACAAAGACACACAAACAGAUGAGGUGAUAGAAAUCGGUAACGGCCAUGCAGAAGCAAUUAGUCCAGCAUCGAGGAAAGCUUCUUGUGUGACAAGCCCGAAUGAUCCGCCAUCAAGACGAGUGUGUUGUUGUUCGCUGAACAUUCGGGAAUACGAAGUCGACAGCUGUUUUCCGACGAUACACGGCUGCUGCACGAAGUUUGAUGAGACAACUUGUCACGUGAUUUGGAUCUGGAUUCGUUACAAGGUGAAAUGCUUUGUGGAACACAAGUACUUUGAAUGGUUCAUAGUGUUUCUGAUUGCAGCGAGCAGCAUUGCAUUGGCUUUUGAGGAUGUGCACUUAGACAGCAGACCGAUAUUAAAGGAAGUGUUGAGGGUCUUAAAUAUCUUCUUUGCUGUUGUGUUUGUGCUUGAAUUUAUCCUCAAACUCAUCGGUCUCGGCUUCACCACAUAUUUCUCAAGUGCCUGGAACUGGCUUGACGUCGCGAUUAUUGUGGUUUCUCUUAUCGCUCUGUUUGGUAACGAGGAGGUCAUGUCUAUUCGGUCCUUGAGGACGUUAAGAGCUCUGCGGCCACUAAGGGCGAUCUCUAGAUUUGAAAGAAUGAGGGUGGUCAUCAGCUCUCUGUUUCACGCCAUACCUGGGAUUGCCAACGUUCUGCUGGUGUGCUUGGUAUUCUGGCUGAUAUUCAGCAUCAUGGGGGUCAAUCUUUUUGGCGGGAAAUUCUACAAGUGUGUUGACGCGCGCGGCGUCAAAUAUGACGCUUCUGUUGUGCCAAAUAAGACCGUAUGCCUUCAGAGGGGAGACCGCUGGAUUAACUCUAAUGUCAACUUUGAUAAUUCUGGAAACGGAUUCUUAGUCCUUCUUCAAGUAGCUACUUUUGAAGGAUGGAUGGAGAUAAUGGAGGACGCUAUUGAUGCCACUAAAGUAGAUCAACAACCCGUGAGGGAAAACAACAUGGCGGCGUACUUGUAUUUCAUCGUUUUCAUCAUCUCUGGAUCUUUUUUCAUCUUAAAUCUCUUCAUCGGUGUCAUUAUUGACAACUUCAAUCAUCUCAAGCAACAGAUGGAGGUUUGUGGCUCUGUCCAUAUCUUUCUUACACCAAACCAGAGAAGCUGGAUGAACGCGAUAAAAAAUGCUGCAGCUAUAAAACCAAAGAAGAAAGUUGAAAGACCACAGAAUCGCUAUCAAGCAAUGGUGUUUGAUAUGGUGGAAAAUCGUAAGUUUGAGAUCUUUAUCAUCCUGGUGAUUACAGUGAACAUGAUAGUUAUGAUGGUGCAACACUAUGGCCAGCCCCCACAAGUCACACGGGUGCUCGAUAUCUUCAAUAUCAUUUUCACCUGUAUUUUCAUCAUUGAGGCCCUGUUGCGAAUCAUUGCCCUACGAUGGGGAUAUUUCCUACAGCGCUGGAAUGUGUUUGACUUCGUCAUUGUUUUACUCUCCAUAGUGGGUAUAAUAGUGGAGAGCUUAAACAAAACAGGAAUCAUCAUAACACCCAAUUUACUGCGCGUUGUUCGCGUAUUCCGAGUUGGAAGACUACUACGCUUCUUUGAGAAAGCUAGAGGGAUUCGUCGAUUAAUGUUUUCAUUAAUUGUUUCCUUGCCAGCUCUCUUCAAUGUGGGUGCCAUACUUUUUCUUAUUGUGUUUAUCUACGCCAUUAUUGGGAUGUCAUUCUUCGCGCAUGUCAAGAAGACAGGAGCGUUAAAUGAAGUGGUUAAUUUUGAAACCUUUUUAAACUCGAUGUUGUUGAUUUUUCGUCUGAUGACAGCAGCGGGCUGGAACGAUGUUUUAGAGCCCUUAAUGAUAAAACCGCCCGACUGUGAUCCAAAUUAUAAAGGACUUUCCAACGGAAACUGCGGAAAUGGUUGGAUUGCUGUUUGCUAUUUUUCCAGCUUUAUCGUAAUUAUUUUCCUAGUUCUUAUUAACAUGUAUGUGGCGGUUGUAUUGGAAAAUUACAACAAUGUCAUGGAGCAGGAAAAGAUAGGAAUUACCGGAGAGGAUGUAGACUUGUUUUAUCAGCACUGGAAAUUGUAUGACCCCGAUGGCACCCAGUAUAUUUAUUACAAGGAUCUUUCAGACUUUCUGCACACCUUAGGAGGAAACUUGAAGAUUAAGAAGCCAAACAAGGCCGCAUGCGCAUUGCUGAACAUACCGCUGUACGAAGACGACAAGAUUUUCUGUCUGCACUUGUUGCAAGUUUUGGUAAAGAGAGUUGUAGCCGGAUACGAAGAUAGCAACUCCGAGGAGUUUAACAUGGUCAUGAAACGAAUGGAAGAAAGAUUUAAAACUAAUUUUCCUGCUUCUAAUGAGAACCGUCCAACCAUCACGACAAUGGACAAAAAGCGACAGAUUGCGGCUGCGAGGGUCAUAACACGUGCUAUCAGAAGAUAUCGAGAGAGGAAACGGAGAGAAGCUUUCAGACUAAGUCUUGGUGAGACAAAAAGUUCAGUAGAUAUGGGAAUGAUCCCGCACUUAGGGGAAACAAAAAGCCGUGUAGCCGCCUUAGUUUUAACUGAGAAGAGACUGAGUGAUUCUCUCCCCGACUUAUACAAAAGUUCUUGCCAGGCAGGCAGAGAAAACUACAAAGUAACUAUAACAAGGACGCCUUCAUUCGACAGAGCCGUUUUCAACAGAGAGGAGGUCUUGAGACAAGAAGCACUUGUUAAUGCUCCGCUAAAGAACGAAAAAGUAUCGGAACAACCUAAAAGUUACGAAAAGUGAAUACUGGCCAUCCUGAAACCACUUCAAAUUUGAUAACUGUUUUUUAAUUUAACUGCGUUUGAUUUAAAUAUAUCACAAGUUUUGUAAAGAAUA
Pocillopora verrucosa is the source of this 5128-nucleotide messenger RNA. NCBI's taxonomy places the organism in Eukaryota, Metazoa, Cnidaria, Anthozoa, Scleractinia, Pocilloporidae. The record is from RefSeq and is a predicted model, not a curated record.